AAUGCAACAAUGUUCUCGAUUAUUAUAAAGCUGGUCUUACUUGCCGGCACUGUCUGUGCAAUUAAGGAGUUUGGCUUCUGGGAAAGCAAUGAACAACCUAGGCAAGCUAAAGUCGAAGCUAUGAACAAUGUUAGGUCUGAUGACGACGAAGACAAGCCUGCACUCUCAAAAAUUAUGCUUGAUGAUGAUGAUAAAAGGGAGCUGAAGCGCAAGGCAGACGACUUGAGACGAAAAUUUUGCACAAAGGGGGGCAUUUGUGAGCCGCCUCCACCUAAAAAAUGGGAUGAGGCCUUCGACGAUGCAUGGAAAGACACUUAUAGCGCUCUCAAGAAGCUGCCAGAUAUAUGGAGUCGUUUUGCACGCGACAUUCAGGAGAGCAUCUGUGAAUUUUUCAAGGGGAAAGAAAAGUAGGCCGUCAGCCAACAGAAAUCGAAAAAUUUCUAAAAAAUAAAAAUAAAGCAUACCUUCAGAGCUUCUA
Molecule: messenger RNA, 478 nt
Organism: Scaptodrosophila lebanonensis
Lineage: Eukaryota; Metazoa; Arthropoda; Insecta; Diptera; Drosophilidae
Exons: 1
Coding region: 10-411 (133 amino acids)
Source: RefSeq, a predicted model, not a curated record